AUGAUAAAUAUUUUUAAUUGUCCUUUAUAUUUAAUAGUUCUAUAUUUAUUAAUUUUAAUUGUUAUUAAUUCUAAUGGAGUAAAUAUCAUAUGUAAAACUAAUAAAAACCAAAUUUAUCGAAAAAAAUUAAGUAAGCUAAAAAGAAAAAAUUAUCUAAGUAACAUUAAUUGCAAUUUGAAUAGCUUAUCUAACAUAGCAAAUUAUAAUAUUCAUUAUAAAAGGAAUAAAAGUAGGUGUAAUAAUGUCAAUAAAUUAUAUAGUAAUAAUAUAAAUAAUAAUAAAAAUUUGAUCAAUUCUUUUUAUCAUUCUCAUAAUAAAGGUGAUAAUAAGGGAUAUAAUAAAUAUAAUAGUAAUGAAGUUGAUAAGGAAAAAUGUUUAAAUAAUUCAAAAAUUUUAUUUAUAAAUUACUUUAAUUUUAAACAUUUAGGAAAACAUAUUUUAAAAAAAAAUGAAUCUUUAUGCAAUCAAAAAGAAUUAUCUUUUCCUAAAAGUUAUAAAAAAUAUUAUUCCAAACUGUUAAAAGAAAAAUCUUUGUUUAAUUCACAAAAUAUAUUAGGAACAAAAGAAGCAGAUUUGUGCCCAACUUGUAAUAAUGAUAAUAAUAUUAAUGAUAUUUCUAAAUUAGAAUAUGAAGAAGAAUUAAAUAAUGAAAAAAAAAAUAUUGAUAUAUAUAUUAAUAAAAUUAAUAGUUUUUUGAAUAUAGAAGAAUAUAAAGAUAUUUAUGGUAAGGAAGUAUAUAAUGAAAUAAUUAAGCUAUAUAUAGAGAAAAAAAUCCCAGAAAAUUAUGAAAAAAUAUAUUUUUCUGAAGAUGUUAAAAAAAGUGUAAUAUUUGAUAUGAAUAAGUAUGAUGACAAAGAAUUCGAAAAAAUGAUUGAAGAAGAAUUUAAGAAUAAUGGUAUUUUUAUAAAUAAUAUUGAUAAAAAAUAUUAUAGAAAAGAGAAUAUAUUAGGAAUAAAAAAAAUAUUAAAUUACUUACCUUUAUUAAAUUUAAUUAAUAACCCAUCUGAUUUAAAGAAGCUAAAAGAAAAAUACUUACCUUUAUUAGCUCAUGAAUUAAAGAUAUUUUUAUUUUUCAUUGUAAAUAUUACUGGGGGUCAUUUUUCAUCCUCGUUAAGCUUAUUAGAAAUACAAUUAUUAUUAUUAUAUAUUUUUAACCAACCUUAUGACGAUGUAAUAUAUGAUAUAGGGCAUCAAGCUUAUAUACACAAAAUUCUGACAGGACGAAAAUUUUUAUUUUUUUCAUUAAGAAAGAAAAAAGGUCUAAGUGGUUUCUUAAGUAUUUUUGAAAGUAUUUAUGACAAAUUCGGAGCUGGUCAUAGUUCCACUUCUUUAAGUGCAAUACAGGGAUUUUAUGAAUCUGAUUGGCAAGUAUAUGAUAAAGAAAAAAAAAAUUCACCAAAAGAAAAUUUUAAUGAUGCAAUAAUGAGCACAUCCUUCAAAAAAGAAUCACCUAAUAAUGGUGAGAAUUUUAAUAUAACAAAUAUGAUAAAUGAUGUAAGUUUUGAAAGAAACAAUUCAGAUGAUUUAGAUAAAUUUCAUAUUGCCAUUAUUGGUGAUGGUGGUUUAACGGGAGGUAUGGCAUUAGAAGCAUUAAAUUAUAUCUCUUUUUUAAAUUCGAAAGUUUUAAUUAUAUAUAAUGAUAAUGGAGAAGUUUCAUUACCAACAAAUACAUUAAGUAUAUCUGGAGUAAGGCCGAUUGGCUCUAUUUCUGAUCAUUUACAUAGUUUUGUUACAAAUAAAAUUAAAAAUAAAAAUACUACAUCUAAUAUAAAAGGAAAAAACAUUUUUGAAAAUUUAAAUUAUAAUUAUAUUGGUGUAGUUGAUGGAAAUAAUAUAAAUGAAAUGUAUAAUGUACUAACUGAUAUAAAAAAAAAUAAAAUUAAAAAAUCCACGGUACUACAUGUACAUACUAGGAAGUCUAGCAAAUUUAUUGAUUUAAAAAGUCCAAUUAAUAAAAUGCAUUCCAUAAAAAAAAAUGAACUGUUUUCUUUUGAUAUGAAUACUUUAAUUGAUAAUAAUAAAAGAAAUUAUAUCAAUGAGAAUGAUAAAAAAGGUUACAUAAAAGAAGAGAAAGAAGAUAAUAAAGAAAAUAAUGAAACAGGGUACAAAGAAGGUGAUAAAUUGUUUGUUGAUAUAAAUAAUGAAAUGAUAAAACAAAAUAACAAUGAAUGUAAUGACAUUGAUUAUGAAGAAAUAUUUGAUAAAAAAACUUUCACUGAUAUAUAUUUAGAAGAAAUGUUAAAAUAUCUUAAAAAAGAUCAAAAUAUAAUCUUCAUUUCUCCUGCUAUGUUAGGUGGCUCAGGUUUAGUAAAAAUUGGUGAACUUUAUCCAAAAAAUGUAUAUGAUGUGGGAAUAUCAGAACAACAUGCAGUUACAUUUUCAGCAGCUAUGGCUAAAAAUAAAAAGUUAAAAAUUCAUUUAUGUAUAUAUUCUACAUUUCUUCAAAGAGCAUAUGACCAAUUAAUACAUGAUAUGAAUUUACAGAAAUUACCAUUAAAAGUAAUUAUAUGUAGAAGCGGAUUAGUAGGAGAAGAUGGAGCAACACAUCAAGGAAUUUAUGAUUUAUCAUACUUAGGAGCCUUAAAAAAUUCUUAUAUCAUUUCUCCAAGUAAUAGUAUAGAUUUAAAAAAAUCUUUGAAAUUUUCUUACAUAGAUAAAGAACACUCUGUAUUUAUCCGUUUGCCUAGAUUGAAUAUUUUAAAUAAUAAUUAUUUAACAAAAUUUUUACAUAUAGAUAUUGAAAAAGAAGAAGAAAAUGAUAUAAAUAAUUUUAUAGGAAAAGCAAGAAUUAUUAAAAUGAGUAACCAUAAUAAUUUUAACAGAAAUAAAAAAAAAGUAAGCAUCUUUAAUAUGGGAAGUAUGUUAUAUAAUGUAGUUAAUGCACUGAAAGAAAUUGAAAAGGAUAAAUAUUUUUUAGAAGAAUUUUCUUUUUCGGUUAUUGAUAUGAUUUUUUUGAAUCCUUUAGAUAAAAAUAUAAUAGAUUAUGUAGUUAAAGAAAAUAAACAUCAUUGUCUUAUUACAUAUGAAGAUAAUGUUAUAGGUGGAUUUUCUACACAUUUUAAUAAUUAUUUAAUAGAUAAUAAUUAUAUAAAUAAAUAUAAUUUAUAUGUUCAUAAUAUUUAUUUUCCAAAUGAAUCAAUUGAACAUGGUUCUCAUAAAGAUCAGCAAAAAGUUCUUAAAAUGGAUAAAUGUAGCCUUGCAGAUAGAAUAAAAAGUUAUCUAAUAAAUAAUUUUACAUAA
Messenger RNA from Plasmodium gallinaceum, 3240 nucleotides. RefSeq names its product 1-deoxy-D-xylulose 5-phosphate synthase, putative (gene DXS). Gene Ontology annotation, biological process: terpenoid biosynthetic process. Lineage: Eukaryota; Apicomplexa; Aconoidasida; Haemosporida; Plasmodiidae. Bases 1 to 3240 code for a protein of 1079 amino acids. The record is from RefSeq and is a predicted model, not a curated record. Gene Ontology annotation, molecular function: 1-deoxy-D-xylulose-5-phosphate synthase activity. The transcript has a single exon.